AUGAACUGGUUAAGAUUCCGCGAAAGUGUGUCUCUUGUUGUCUGCACCGAGACCUUCCAGCCUCACGUCACCCUGGCGGAGAAUGGCCUCGAUUCAGGGCACGAGAGCUUCAGCAUUUCAGGACCCAUGGCGAACCUGCUGCAGAUGCUCGCCACGUCCCUGAAUUUUACGUACACCCUCACCCGGCCUCCUGACGGGGCGUGGGGGGCGCGGGCGGGGGACGGGUCGUGGUCUGGCAUGGUGGGCGUCGUGGCCAGGAGGGAGGCCGACCUCGCCCUCGGCCCCUUCGGCCUGAGCGAGAGUCGCGCCCAAGUGGUCGACUUCACCACGCCCGUCAUCAUCGACUACGCCCGCAUCCUGGCUCGUCGCGGGCGGCCCGAAGUCAACCCUUGGGGCUUCGCGUUCCCCCUGGCGCCGGAAGUGUGGGCGUACACUGUGGUGGGCGGGGCGCUAGUGCUGGCCGUCCUCUUCCUGCUCUCCCGCUGCUUCAGGAGAAUGACCAGGGCGGAUGCCACGUUGUCCGCCGACGUAUACUUCGAUUACCUAAGGGCGUUUCUCCAGCAGGACAGACGCAAGGCCUUCCCCUGGUGGUGGGAGAGGCUGGUCUUCGCCGCCUGGCUCGUCGUGACCCUGCUCCUGACGCGCAGCUACAGCGGGAACCUCAUGUCCCUGCUGGCGGUGCGCCACGUCCCGCUCCCCUUCCAGGCCCUCAGGAGCCUCAUCGACGACCCGGGGACCGUCAUGGUGUGGGAAGCCAACACGGCGUACGUGCAGUUCCUGAGGGCGACGACCUCCGGGCAGUUCCGAGAGGUGGCGGACCUGGAGGGCGUCGGGAGGAUCGCCUUCAGGAGGAGCACCGAAUUCACUGACACCGUAGAUACGCUGAUCCGCUCCGGCACCCACGCCCUCAUCGCGGAGGACCUCACCACCAGGAUCCUGAUGGGGGAGGACUUCUCGAGGACAGGUAGAUGUGACUUCUACGCCUCCCGUGAAGUCUUCCUCCCCUUCAUAUUCGCAAUGAUUGGCCAGAAGAACAGCCCUCUCAUCGCUGCCAUCAAUGAAAGGAUCAAGGCUGUCACGGAAUCCGGCCUCUACGCCCACUGGCUGCAGCUGGCCAUCCCCAACUCCACAGCCUGCGCUCAGGCGCCUACGAAAAUCACGGUUAACUCCUCUCUGAGCCUCUUCAACAUUUGGGGCAUGUUCAUGGUAUUGUUCAUCGGCCUGUUCAUCGCUGCAGUAGUUUUCUUCGUAGAACUGUUCAUGCUGUCACACUUCCAACAAAGCGAGGCGCCAAGAAUCCUUAUUAUUUAG
This is a messenger RNA of Penaeus monodon (black tiger shrimp), 1311 nucleotides long. Its product is annotated as probable glutamate receptor. Gene Ontology annotation, cellular component: membrane. The record is from RefSeq and is a predicted model, not a curated record. Gene Ontology annotation, molecular function: glutamate-gated receptor activity. Bases 1 to 1311 code for a protein of 436 amino acids. Lineage: Eukaryota; Metazoa; Arthropoda; Malacostraca; Decapoda; Penaeidae. The transcript has 9 exons.